Messenger RNA from Raphanus sativus (radish), 1698 nucleotides. RefSeq lists its product as uncharacterized. The coding region runs from base 228 to 1178 and encodes 316 amino acids. The transcript is spliced from 3 exons. The record is from RefSeq and is a predicted model, not a curated record. NCBI's taxonomy places the organism in Eukaryota, Viridiplantae, Streptophyta, Magnoliopsida, Brassicales, Brassicaceae.
AAAAAAUCAGUAAUGGUGGACUGAGAGAAGAGAGAGAAAUAAAAGAGGAAGAGGAGGCUUUGCUUGAAACACUCUAUCCCCACAAGAAACCUCCUUCCCAUCUCUUAGAAACUGCCAAUCUCAAAGCUACUGGAAUGACGUAGAACCGGUUUUGCAUCGAGUCUCUGUUUAAAAAUAAAAGUUGUUUCUUUCCAUCUCUCUCAAGAGUUGAGAAAGUUUGGAACUUUAUGGCGCUACAACAACAUGUUUGUGAUGAUGAUAGCCAGCUUCAAGCAAAGACCUUUUGCAGCAGCGACCUGAUGAUGAUGAUGAUCAAUUGGGACGACUUAGUCUGUCCCAUUUGUUUAGACUCCCCUCACAACGGCGUCCUCCUCCAGUGCUCCUCUCACGACAACGGAUGCCGUGCUUUCGUCUGCAACACUGACCACCUCCACUCCAACUGUCUGGACCGUUUCAUCACCGCCUGUGGAACAACAAACCCACCUCCACCUCCUUCUGAUGAGCCGCCUUGGUCAAAGUUCUUAGAAGAGAGCUGCAAACCUUUAUGUCCACUCUGCAGAGGAGAAGUCACCGGGUGGGUAGUUGUGGAAGAAGCUCGUGCCCUUCUCGAUGAGAAGCAACGUUGCUGCGAGGAAGAACGGUGCAGGUUCACGGGUACUUACUCCGAGCUCCGUGAACACGCACGGUCAGAGCAUCCGGACUCUCGUCCUUCCAAGAUUGAUCCCGCGAGGAAGCUUGACUGGGAGAAUUUCCAGCAGUCGUCUGAGAUCAUCGACGUGUUGAGCACGAUUCACUCGGAGGUUCCGAGAGGUGUGGUUUUAGGAGACUAUGUGAUUGAAUACGGAGAUGAUGAUGGCACGGGAGAUGAGUUUGAGGAUGUGGCUAGCAAUGAAGGAAGCUGGUGGACGUCUUGCAUCUUUUAUAAAAUGUUUGAUAAUAUAAGGAACGCGAGGAACAGAAGAAGAGCGAGGAUGAGUGAGAGUAGUAGGAGAGGGAGUCGUCGUUCUAGCUAUGAUAACUCCAACUCUGAUGACAGCUCAGUAGCGUCCAUGGAGUUUCCGGAGUAUAGAGUAGAUGAGAUCGAUGAUGAGUUCAUCACCACUGCAAGUGGGGGAAACAGAAGUAGCUCUGUGCAUCAAAGGUUAAGAAGCCAUCGUUCCCGUUUCUAUGAAAAUUAGGUACCAUUGGUGUGUUUCUACGCUCUUGGUUCUAUCUUCUUGUCAGUCAGCUUGAGAUUGAAGUGAGGCAAGUGAAGCAGACAAUGACGGAUGUUCUUGGUUUUAGACCUCUCUCUUUCCGUUGUUUCAGUUACAUGAUUUGAUUUUAGGUUUGUUUGUCUUGUGACAUUUACUUGCGGUCGCAUUCUUGUACAAAAACGUUAUCAGGAAAAAGGUUUUUUGGGAUAUUGUACUAUGUUUCGCUGCCUAUUACAGAAGGUGAUGAUAACGAAGGGCUGAGAAGAUGGAACACUAUGACAGUGCUGCCUUAGAGUAAAAACCGGGAGACUUCUGUCGCUACUCUUCCUCUGUUUCUUACAUAUGUAUAAUUUUCUCUGUUGUUCUUUAGCAAAAGUAGAGCGUUCUUGUGUUCGACACUCAUAUCUAGCUUCCUUUGUUUUUUGAUUCUUUAGUUUAGGAUCAAAAGAUUGUACAGUUUUUUUUGUUGUUAUAAAGUUUACAUUGCAACAAAAAAAAAUUA